Molecule: messenger RNA, 571 nt
Organism: Nothobranchius furzeri (turquoise killifish)
Lineage: Eukaryota; Metazoa; Chordata; Actinopteri; Cyprinodontiformes; Nothobranchiidae
Gene: lamtor4
Product: late endosomal/lysosomal adaptor, MAPK and MTOR activator 4
Biological process (GO): positive regulation of TOR signaling; cellular response to amino acid stimulus
Cellular component (GO): Ragulator complex; lysosome
Molecular function (GO): guanyl-nucleotide exchange factor activity
Source: RefSeq, a predicted model, not a curated record
GAUCAGUUUCCCGCGGCCCGCCAUCACGACCAGUUCGCUUCGGUUUAAGUAAAUGGAACAGAUCUGAUCCGCUGCGCAAACCCUUGAUCACGUGAGUGGAUGACGUGUACGUCACCGGUCACAUGAUAGUCACGCGGACUAAACAGUCGGAAAUAAGCUGCAGCGUGUGGAAACAACAAACAGCAGAAAGCCAAGAUGACGGCGGCGGCGCUGACGGCGGGUCUGGAGCGGAUCCCGGACCAGCUGGGGUACCUGGUUAUCAGUGAGGACGGGGUUCUGGCAUCUGCAGGUGAGCUGGAGAACGACGAACACACCGCCGGUGUCAUCAUGCAGAUGGUUCGAACGGCCUGUCGCUUCAGGUUAUCUGGAUCAUCUGAUGCUCCCUUCAAGCGCAUGUCAGUGAUCCUGGAGGACUUCGUCUACGCGGUGACGGUGUCUGGACACAAAGUGUUUGUGGUGAAACGACACAACAACCAACACGAUCCAAUCAGCGUCUAGAGGAGCCGCCAUGACCAAGACUGUGUGUGUGUGUGUGUGUGUGUGUGAGAGAAAUAAAAGGAUGUAAACCUGA